Messenger RNA from Striga asiatica, 1604 nucleotides. Lineage: Eukaryota; Viridiplantae; Streptophyta; Magnoliopsida; Lamiales; Orobanchaceae. The record is from the annotation of a GenBank genome assembly.
GUUAGUUGCUCGUAUUUCAAUUUCAAAAUCAUCAAUUUAUAAGAACCUAAUGCCAUUUAUUUAAAUCAAUCCAUUAAUCUUGCCAACUUAAAUACACAAAGACAACCCCACCAUCUUUGUAGUCUAAGAUGUGCUUCCAAAACCAUUAUCGCCUAGCUAUAAUAUAUGUGUCUGCCUUAGCUAUUGCCAAACAACAUUUAUAAAUUAUCUCACUAAUUUGGAUCUGUAAGGCCGAAAGUCUAUUCUAACACUUGCCAUCACUCAAAACAAAGAACAAAUCAAACUCCUCUUUAUUCCCAACCAAAUCCCAACUUUGUUUUUUGUUGGUUUCAAUUUUUUUUUUUCAUCCCUUUGUUGGGAAUAAAGUUGGAAGAGGGUCCUUAAGAAAAAAGGGCAAUUUUUUGGUGUAUAAAAUUAUCGUUUUCACAAUCCAAAAAUGGCUAUUCAAGCUCAGAUGUAUUCAGGUUUUGGCUUUGGGGGCUCUCAAGGUUAUUUGAUGGACAAUUCUUGUGCGUUAAAUUUCACACCUCAACAGCAGAAAUUGCAGGAUGAACAACAAUCGAUGCAGAGAGUACCACCACCACCAUUUAUGUCGAGGUACAACAUGGAUGAUCAGCUCUCAGGGGCAUUUUAUCAAACAGUUUGUGCUCAGUUUGACAACCAAAGAAACGAAAUCGAGCUGUUCAUCAGUUCACAGAACGGGAGAUUGAGAAUGGCGGUGCAAGAGCAGAGGAGACAGCAGACGACACAGUUCAUGAAGAAAUACGAAUCGAAGAUCCAAAAUAUAAUCAGGCAAAAAGAUGAAGAAAUCGAAAAGGCCGGGAAGAGGACGGUGGAGCUCCAGGAUUACCUAAGGAGGAUGGAAAUCGAGAGGCAGACAUGGCAGAGGGCGGCGAGGGAGAGCGAGGCGGCGGCGGCGUCGCUGAGCAGCACGAUCAACCGGCUGAGGGAAGAAACCCCCGCCGGCGGCGCGGCCGGAGACGCCGAGUCGUGCUGCUGUCCUGGAGACGGCGAUGGAUUUGGGAAACUUUGGAAUUUGGAGGGGAAAAUGAUUUGUCAGAGGUGCAAUGUUAGGGUUUCGUGUGUGAUUAUGCUGCCUUGCAAGCAUCUGUGCUCGUGCAGGGAUUGCGAGGCGUUGCUUGAGUCAUGCCCUGUUUGUAAGGUGGUGAAACGAGCAAGUAUAGAGGCUUUGAUUUAAAUUAUUAAUUUAAUUGUUUUUUCUUAUUUUUUUCUUCUUCAAUUCGCCCUUUAAAAAAAAAAAUAUUGAGGUUGAUGUGAUGAAGAUGGAGGGCUCCUUUUUAAAAUUAUCUCUCAAGAAGAGCUUAUAAAAACGAGUUGCUCGUGAGUUCGGAUAGGAUCAUUUGAUAAAUAAGUCAAAUUCGAGCUGGUUUAGUUAACAUGUCGAAUUGGCUCAUUAGGAUUUUGAAAAUGAAAUUUUUUAUGUAUUGUUUGACUCGAGUUUAGUUUGAAGGCUCGAACUCAAUUUGUUAAUAUUUUAUAAUUGAGUUGAACUCGAGGUUCGCGUUUAGUUAACGAGUCGAUCCCGACUAGACUCGAUCAAGGCUCGAGUAUCAUAAUAUCAGAAGCUCGAGCUUGUCUCGUUU